Papaver somniferum (opium poppy) is the source of this 1512-nucleotide messenger RNA. RefSeq names its product flavonol synthase/flavanone 3-hydroxylase-like. Bases 153 to 1157 code for a protein of 334 amino acids. The record is from RefSeq and is a predicted model, not a curated record. Lineage: Eukaryota; Viridiplantae; Streptophyta; Magnoliopsida; Ranunculales; Papaveraceae. The transcript has 3 exons.
UCUAGGGAGUUCUGCAUUCAAGCUAACAACUAGAGACUCAUCACGUGUAUGGAUUUGUUGAUGGUGCAGCUACUACUAUGUUCUUCACUCAACCAAAUUGAAACACUAUAUAACCUUAUCAAAUUGUUAGACUUUUCAACACUAAACUUGCAAUGAGCUCCACAAUUGAUGAGAAAAGUGUGGAUAAAGAAAGUAUUUCCGAUCUGCCAAAACAUUUUUUGCGCUCCGAAAAUGAGAGGCCGGAGUGUAGCCAAGCUAUCGAGGGAAUUCAAGUGCCCGUAAUCUCGUUAUCUCAACCAAAUAAAGAUGUAUUAGUUCAUGAACUUUCAAAAGCAUGCAAUGAAUGGGGAAUUUUUGCUCUUACUGAUCAUGGAAUCCCGCAAUCUCUCCUUGAGCAGCUUCGAUUUGUAGGCGAGGAGUUCUUUAAGCUGAGUGAAGAAGAGAAACAGAAGCAUGCAAGUAAUCCUUCCUCGGGAAAUUUCGAAGGCUAUGCGACCAAGAUGGUUAGGAAUUAUGGCGACAAGAUUGAAUGGGUAGAUUACUAUUUCCAUCUUAUGCAUCCUCCUUGCAAGGUUAACCAUCAAACUUGGCCGGAACACCCUCCUUCGUACAGGAACGUGACAGAAGAAUAUACUAAGGAAGUUUUGAGAGUGAAUUUCACAAUUCUUGAGUUGCUUUCUGAGGGGCUUGGUUUAGAGGAUAAAAGCAUUCUGAAGAGUAAGUUGGGAGGGGAUGAAAUAGAGUUAGAGAUGAAGAUAAAUAUGUAUCCACCCUGUCCACAACCUCAAUUGGUUUUAGGAGUUGAACCCCAUACUGAUAUGUCUGCUCUCACCAUUCUCGUCCCAAACGAUGUCCCUGGCCUCCAAGUCUGGAAGGAUGGCAACUGGAUUGCCGUAGGUUGCUUGCCAAAUGCUCUUUAUGUGCACAUUGGUGAUCAAAUUGAGGUGUUAAGCAACGGUAAAUGCAAGAGUGUCCUACACAGGAGCUUAGUGAACGAGGAACGUACGCGUAUGUCAUGGGCGGUAUUCUCAACACCACCACAGGAUGCGAUUAUUGGCCCUAUUGAGUCACUGGUGAACGAUGAGAACCCAUCCAAGUAUUCCAGCAAAACCUUUGCUGAGUAUCGUUACCGCAAGAUCAAUAGACUCCCACAAUAGUGGAGAGAGAUUUAAUGGAAUGAGCUGACAUAGAAGGUCAUGAUCCUAGUUAAAUCAUACCCAUAUGUGUAGUGGUCAUCACAAUGUAUUUCAAAGCAGGUUGAAAUCGUAGCAUCAUUGUACCUUUCUCUUGUGUGAAGUUCUGUUUCUAUGUUUUUCUUGUGUGCUAGUAGUAUUGUUCCUCCCCUGACUGUGCUGUUUACAGUUUUGAGGGUUUGAAUGAGGGUUUGGUGGGUUGUGUAAUAUUGUUACCUCUUGGUGUUUUUAAUGUUUUCUUUGAAUAUCUUGCAUUUUUAGAACACUGGAUGACAGGGAUUCAGGCAACAUAGCUAAGAUUUCAAGCAGUUAAAUCAUA